GAUAAAUUCUCACACAAUUUAUAUUAAUUAGGACUCGUCUUCUCUAAAGACAAAUUAGGGUUUCUUCAAGCUCUAAUUGAGGGAGAUAAUUGAAACACAAAAUAUGUGUGUAAUAGCAGUAUGGGUGGGUUUAGGUCUUGUACGAUGAGGAAAUCGAUUCGAAAUCGCAAGGAAUUGGAAUCAGAAGAGGAAUCGGAGAUGUUAUUUGUGUUCGAAUUCCGAUUCCGUUGCCCAUUUGACUCUUAUUCGAUUGCUUGUGAAGCUUUCUCUGAAAAACUGUUUCUUCUCCUCAAUUCUACUUCUUCCUCUUCGAACCCAAUUAAGCUGCUUUGAUAGUUUUUUUUUGUGCGUGUCGUUUUCGGUGGCUUUUUUGUCGUUUUUGUGGAUAUGGAUUUCGGUUCUUUAAGUGAAGAUAGCUGUGGAGAGUUCGCAGAGAAAGAUCCAACCGGUCGGUACAUUCGGUACGAUGAAAUUCUGGGGAAAGGAGCAUUCAAGACUGUAUACAAGGCAUUUGAUGAAGUUGAUGGAAUUGAAGUGGCAUGGAAUCAAGUGGAUAUUGAAGAUGUCUUGCAGUCAUCACAGCAGCUGGAGAGAUUGUAUUCAGAGGUUCAUCUGCUGAAGUCUUUGAAACAUGAAAACAUCAUCAAGUUUUAUAACUCCUGGGUGGACGAUAAGAAUAAGACUAUUAACAUGAUCACAGAGUUACUCACUUCUGGGAACUUGAGGCAGUAUCGAAAGAAGCACAAGACUGUUGACAUGAAAGCCAUCAAAAACUGGGCAAGGCAGAUCCUUCUAGGUCUACAAUAUUUACAUACUCGCAGUCCUCGUAUCAUUCAUCGCGAUUUGAAAUGCGACAAUAUACUUGUUAAUGGAAACAAUGGAGAAGUUAAGAUCGGAGAUCUUGGAUUGGCAAUUGUCAUGCAGCAGCCCAUUGCACGAAGUGUCAUAGGUACACCUGAAUUUAUGGCUCCGGAGCUUUAUGAAGAGGAAUACAAUGAACUUGUUGACAUUUAUUCUUUUGGCAUGUGCAUGUUAGAGAUGGUUACUUGUGAAUACCCGUACAGUGAAUGCAAAAAUCCUGCACAGAUAUACAAGAAGGUCACCUCGGGCAUUAAGCCUGCUUCCCUUGGUAAGGUGAAUGACCUCCAGGUUAAGGAAUUCAUAGAGAAGUGUUUAGUUCCAGCAUCUGUGAGAUUGUCUGCCAUAGAUCUCUUGAAUGACCCAUUCCUAGCAACUGAAAGUUCAAAGGAAGUUGUUUCUAGUUUGUCACAGUUACCGAAUGUUAUUUGCAAACAAGUCCACUUGCCACAAUCAGAAUCCCAUCACAUGGACAUUGAUUGCAAGAUGCUUUCAUUGGGAUCUUGUCCAAAAAGCAUCAAUGAAUCUCCACAGUUGUUAACUCUAGAACUUCGUAGGUUCACUGAGAAUAAUGAAUUCAGAUUGAGAGGGGAGAAAAACGAUGAUAAUACAGUUUCAUUGAAUUUGCGCAUUGCUGAUCCAUGUGGUCGAGCAAGGAAUAUCCAUUUUACAUUUUAUCUCAAUUCAGAUACUGCAGUCUCAAUAGCUGAGGAGAUGGUUGAACAACUUGAUUUGUCUUCUGAAGAUGUGGCUGUCAUUGCUGAGUUGAUUGAUAGCUUGAUAGUGAAGCUCGUUCCUUGCUGGAAUACUUCAUCAAGUGUACUAAAUGGCUCUUCUGAACUGGAAAACCAUGCAACUUCUGAGACAGUGAGAACACCUGACUUCUCACCGCCGACUAACAUUACAGAUCAUGAGGCUCUACAAUCAGUCAAUUCAGACAUAUCUGCUGAAUAUAACAUGGCAAUUGCCUCUGAUGCCAGUACUAACAAGUCUCUGGGAUCUUCUAGUUGCAGUCUUCAAUCGAAUGUGUCUGAUUUGGAUUUGGAGUGUUGGAUGCAUGAAGAUGGUAUACCAGAACAUAACAAAUCUGCAAGAAAUUCCAAGGUCUUCCAUAUUGAUUCAUGCUCUGGUAUGUCAAGAAAUGCAAGCUUGUCUAUCAUUUGUUCUCUGUCCCUUGCUGACAAAGAUGGUUCUGAACUAAAGCUGGAGCUUGAUUCAAUUGAUUCACACUAUAAUCAGUGUUUCCAAGAACUCAUGAAGACGAGGGAGGAAGCCAUAGAAAAUGCCAAGAGAAGGUGGAUUUCAAAGAUGUAUGUUAUGUGAUGAUUACAUACACACCUUUAUUUUUAUUUUUCCUUUAGUGGCUGCUUUUCAUAUUGUGACGGGUUUUGAUUCAUUUUUUGGUAGAUCCUAUUUUUUCAUUUUGGCUGAUUGUUGAUCUCAUUCAAUUUAACUUCGAUCAUUUGUUUGUUUUCUUGUAUAUAGAGAAUUGGGGCUCAUCUUUUAAUUCAUUGAUUAAUGGCAUGAGCUCUUUCACUU
Populus nigra (black poplar) is the source of this 2397-nucleotide messenger RNA. Its product is annotated as serine/threonine-protein kinase WNK8-like. Gene Ontology annotation, cellular component: cytoplasm. Gene Ontology annotation, biological process: protein phosphorylation; intracellular signal transduction. Gene Ontology annotation, molecular function: ATP binding; protein serine/threonine kinase activity. The record is from RefSeq and is a predicted model, not a curated record. The transcript is spliced from 7 exons. Lineage: Eukaryota; Viridiplantae; Streptophyta; Magnoliopsida; Malpighiales; Salicaceae. Bases 388 to 2181 code for a protein of 597 amino acids.